Messenger RNA from Chionomys nivalis (European snow vole), 1153 nucleotides. It is a transcript of the gene Psmg1, whose product is annotated as proteasome assembly chaperone 1. The record is from RefSeq and is a predicted model, not a curated record. The coding region runs from base 431 to 1036 and encodes 201 amino acids. Lineage: Eukaryota; Metazoa; Chordata; Mammalia; Rodentia; Cricetidae. Gene Ontology annotation, cellular component: endoplasmic reticulum. Gene Ontology annotation, biological process: proteasome core complex assembly. The transcript has 7 exons. Gene Ontology annotation, molecular function: proteasome binding.
AACGCUUGAGGUCACACCGUGUGUCAGCGGGAAGCUCUGUAUUUAAGCACACAGACGCCAGGUCUCCUAUGCAGCUCCAGUCACGGCUCUCCCGCUGCCUCCCUGAAGCAUGCUGUUUUUAUUACUACACAUCUAUUUUGUGUGUGUGUUUGGGGCCAGAGGUUGAAGUUGGGUGUCCUGUGGCUCUUUCCACCUUCUUCCUGGGACGUGACUCAUUGAACGCAGAGCUCACUGUUAUUCUGCACUGGCUGGACCCCAAUCCCUAGGGAGUCUCUCGUUUCCCCAGAACCAUUGUGUUUUUAGGGAGGUGCGGCUUCUCCAAAGACAGACAAAAACAUCUCUGGAGGUUGCACUGCUAGAAAAGCAUCCCUGCUCCAAGUUCAUAAUCGCAGUAGGAAGUAAUGCAACAGCAUUUUUGUCAUCGUUUGUUAUGAAUUCAGGAGUGUGGAAAGAAGUUGGCUGUGCUGAGCUCUGGAACGAAUGGUGCAGAACAACGGACACUGUCCAUCUGUCCCCUACAGAUGCUUUCUGUGUGUUCUAUCAGCUGAAAUCAGACCCCUCGGUUUUCCUUUGUCAGUGUAGUUGCUACAUUGCUGAGGAUCAACAGUUCCAGUGGCUGGAGAAGGUGUUUGGCUCUCGACCUAGGAAGAACAUGCAGGUAACAGUUCUCACAUGCCGACACGUCACAGAGUAUAAAACCUCAGAGUCCACCUGCAGCCUUCCUUCUCCUUUCCUGAGAGCCCUAAAAACUCAGAAAUUCAAAGAUUCUGCCUGCUGCCCACUGCUGGAACAGCCGAACAUUGUGCAUGAUCUGCCUGCAGCAGUUCUGAGCUACUGCCAAGUGUGGAAAAUCCCCGCAGUUCUGUAUCUGUGCUACACUGAUGUGAUGAAGUUGGACCUUGUCACUGUGGAAGCUUUUAAGCCUGUACUUUCUUCCAGUGGCUUGAAGUGCUUGGUGAAGAACAUUCCUGAAAGCACAGAAAUACUGAAGAAAUUGAUGACAACAAAUGAGAUUCAGAGCAACAUUUACACGUGACCCCCACAGGCAGUGAGCCAUGACCACAACCUACCCAUUCCAGGGGGCAGCCACUACUGUUUUGUACUUUAUUCUGGGUUGGGGUGUUUUGAUAGUGAUAAACACAAUAAAAAUUUA